Diospyros lotus (date-plum) is the source of this 1847-nucleotide messenger RNA. Its product is annotated as probable alpha-amylase 2. The record is from RefSeq and is a predicted model, not a curated record. Bases 408 to 1652 code for a protein of 414 amino acids. The transcript is spliced from 14 exons. NCBI's taxonomy places the organism in Eukaryota, Viridiplantae, Streptophyta, Magnoliopsida, Ericales, Ebenaceae. Gene Ontology annotation, biological process: carbohydrate metabolic process. Gene Ontology annotation, molecular function: calcium ion binding; alpha-amylase activity.
ACUCUCCAAUUUCCACGCCUAAGUGAAGCCGUGUUCCUAUCUGCCGGUUGCCGUUGAAUAAGAACAUUCCCUCCCACGAAAACCAGAAAGAAGGAAUCUGAAAAGCGAUUUCCCUUUUGCAAAGUCUCGAAUCUCAUUUCCAUUCUGUGCAGCAGCGGCGGAAUUCAGAGCCAGUGCAUGUGCUACACUUGUUCAGCUUUAUCUGUCGAAUGUUCGGCUUUUGCAUCGAAUUAUUGGCUUUUCGUCACUAUAUAAGUGCCCGAGGCGCUAGAGGCUAACCACGCUGCGAUCGCAUGUGCAAGAGUCGGAGUACGGUUGGUGUCUCUCCUCGCAAAUUGAAUUUCUCUAGGGGUUUUUCCGCAUCUUUUACGAUCCAGUGUCAGAGUUUCAACAACUUCUAAUCCAUUAUGGGUUUCGUGGGUGAUGGAUUCAAGGAGAAUGUUGAGCAGACUGAUGUUGGAGCAGUGAUACGCGGUGGGAGAGAAAUUUUAUUGCAGGCCUUCAACUGGGAGGCUCAUAAACAUGAUUGGUGGAGAAAUCUAGAGAACAAGGUUCCUGAUAUUGCGAAGUCUGGAUUUACAUCAGCAUGGUUACCACCAGCAACUCAUUCCUUUUCACCUGAAGGGUACCUUCCUCAAAAUCUAUAUUCUCUCGAUUCUUCAUAUGGCUCUAAACAUCAGUUGAAAGUUUUACUUUCAAAAAUGAAGCAACACAAAGUUAGAGCAAUGGCUGACAUAGUCAUCAAUCAUCGCAUUGGGACUACCAUUGGCCAUGGUGGCAUGUACAACCGUUAUGAUGGGAUUCCAUUAUCGUGGGAUGAACGUGCUGUGACACAUUGUACUGGUGGAUUGGGUAGUCACAGCACUGGGGACAACUUCCAUGGGGUUCCAAAUAUUGAUCAUACCCAGCUCUUUGUUCGAAAAGACAUAAUUGGAUGGCUAAAAUGGCUACGGAAUACAGUUGGCUUCCAAGAUUUCCGUUUUGAUUUUGCAAGAGGUUAUUCAGCAAAAUAUGUCAAGGAAUAUAUUGAAGGCACAAAGCCUUUGUUUUCUGUUGGUGAAUAUUGGGAUUCGUGCAAUUACAAUGGUCACCGCUUGGAUUAUAACCAAGAUAGUCAUAGGCAGCGAAUUAUCAAUUGGAUUGAUGGCACUGGGCAGCUUUCAGCUGCAUUUGAUUUCACAACAAAGGGGAUUCUUCAGGAAGCUGUGAAGGGAGAAUUCUGGCGCCUACGUGAUCCUCAAGGAAAACCACCGGGAGUGAUAGGAUGGUGGCCCUCAAGGGCUGUCACUUUCAUUGAUAACCAUGAUACAGGCUCAACUCAGGCUCAUUGGCCUUUUCCCUCGCAUCAUAUCAUGGAGGGAUAUGCAUAUGUACUCACUCACCCAGGGAUGCCAUCAGUUUUCUAUGACCAUUUUUACGAUUGGGGCAACUCCAUUCACGACCAAAUUGUGAAGCUGAUCGACGUUAGGAAGCGUCAAGAUAUCAACAGCCGGUCAUCUAUUAAGAUUCUUGAAGCGCAGUCGAAUCUCUACUCCGCAAUUAUCGGGGAGAAAGUGUGCAUGAAGAUUGGAGAUGGCUCGUGGUGCCCUGCCGGCAGGGAGUGGACACUAGCCACUUCUGGCCAUAGAUAUGCAGUCUGGCACAAGUCCUAAACGUAUGUCUCUCACCUUAUUUCUUGCCCAUCUCACUCACUCCGUUCUAGGUUGAUGUUUCCGUUGUAUAAUAGCACAAAUCUAGUUUCAAUAAAACGUGCAAUUCUCCAGGCUGCUGCGGAGAUUGAGUUAGUUGAGUAUUAUGUAUCCUCUGGAAAUUUGAAUAAAAGAUAGUGGUGAAGGCAUAUUUACUAA